This is a messenger RNA of Cylas formicarius (sweet potato weevil), 1663 nucleotides long. RefSeq names its product WD repeat-containing protein 5 (gene wds). Bases 430 to 1464 code for a protein of 344 amino acids. Gene Ontology annotation, molecular function: histone binding. NCBI's taxonomy places the organism in Eukaryota, Metazoa, Arthropoda, Insecta, Coleoptera, Brentidae. The record is from RefSeq and is a predicted model, not a curated record. The transcript is spliced from 6 exons. Gene Ontology annotation, cellular component: Set1C/COMPASS complex.
ACCAUCGGACUGGGCGAACGCUGACGGGUACAACAUAAAUCAAGGCAAACCAUAUAUAUAUAUAUAUUUCUUAAUUAAUUAAAGAUUCUAUGGAUCUCAUUAUACGGUCUAUGGAUUCUAGUUAUACAUGGUAAUAAUUAGGACGGUUUUAUUCUAAGGUUAAUCUCUGAAUGCGCAUUAUUAUACUCUGGAUAUCAUGAAAAGUUUUGGAAAAUUGAAUUAAAACGGGAAUUUUUCAUUUGUUAAAUAAAACAGUUCGAGAAGAAUCCAUUAGAGCCAGAUCUGUUACUUUUGUAUCUUUUUACUUUGAUUGAAGAAAAAAAGACCAUUCCACGUGGUGUCAAAUUUUAAGGGUUCGCCUGUGUUUUGGCGGUAGUAUAGCUUCACUCAAAGUUUAGACGUCCAUAAAAGUUUUAGGUAAUCUUAAAAAUGAUGCCAGUUGGUGCAGGAGUAUCUUCAAUUCAUGGUUCUGGAAGUUUACCUCAGAAUUCUAAUCAAAAUACAAAUUCAUUAGCACCAACUGGCGGGCCAAAUAAAUCAAGUAGCAAUCUUAAGCCAAAUUAUACUCUAAAGUUUACUUUGGCUGGACAUACCAAAGCUGUUUCGUCAGUAAAAUUUAGCCCAAAUGGUGAAUGGCUUGCUAGUUCAUCUGCAGAUAAACUUAUAAAAAUUUGGGGUGCAUAUGACGGGAAAUUUGAAAAAACAAUAAGUGGGCACAAGCUAGGUAUUAGCGAUGUUGCUUGGUCAAGUGAUAGUCGUCUCUUGGUGUCAGCUAGUGAUGACAAAACUUUAAAAAUUUGGGAAUUGUCUUCAGGAAAAUGCUUAAAGACACUGAAAGGUCACAGCAACUAUGUGUUCUGUUGCAACUUUAAUCCCCAAUCAAAUCUGAUUGUUUCUGGUUCUUUUGAUGAGUCAGUAAGGAUAUGGGACGUAAGAACUGGAAAAUGUUUAAAAACUUUGCCAGCUCAUUCUGACCCUGUGAGUGCUGUACACUUUAAUCGGGAUGGUUCUUUGAUUGUUAGCAGCAGUUAUGAUGGACUUUGUCGCAUUUGGGAUACUGCAUCAGGGCAGUGUUUGAAAACAUUGAUUGAUGAUGACAAUCCUCCAGUUUCAUUUGUGAAAUUUUCACCUAAUGGAAAGUAUAUCCUGGCAGCCACUUUGGACAAUACCCUAAAAUUAUGGGAUUAUGCAAAAGGAAAAUGUUUAAAAACCUAUUCAGGUCACAAAAAUGAAAAAUAUUGCAUCUUUGCCAACUUUUCUGUGACAGGUGGCAAGUGGAUUGUAAGUGGCUCAGAGGAUAAUAUGGUAUAUAUUUGGAACUUACAGACAAAGGAAAUAGUUCAGAAAUUGCAAGGGCAUACAGAUGUUGUCCUCUGCACUACUUGCCACCCAACAGAAAACAUAAUUGCAUCUGCUGCUUUGGAAAAUGAUAAAACUAUAAAGUUAUGGAAAAGUGAUACUUAAUUGUCUAAAUUGUAUUUAUUGAGAUUUAAAGUUGUACAGAUUUAUGUUUUUAAGCAAGGUUUAAGUUUCAUGGAAUUUUCAUUGAACUCUUGAAAUAACAUAUUUUUUUAUAAUUUCAUUUUCUUCUCUUUUGUCUAGCAUAUUUAAAAUUGUGUUAUUUAAACACAAAUUGUUGAUAUGAAAAAACUCCAAUAAAGAU